GGAGCAGCGACGCCAUCUUUACGCCAGUGUUACCGGUGGCUCUUCGGCUCAGCGGAGCGACAGUGCUGUUGCUGAUCCACCACCAGAAAUCGCAGAGCAGCCGAUAUACUCCCUUUCCACCGGGACGCACCGAAAAGCCUCAGUAUCCGAGCACCAUGGCGGACAGAGAGAACUUAGUAUACCAGGCUAAACUCGCCGAACAAGCGGAAAGAUAUGACGAAAUGGUGGAGUCGAUGAAGAAGGUGGCCAGCAUGGACGUGGAGCUGACGGUGGAGGAGAGGAACCUUCUCUCGGUAGCGUACAAGAACGUAAUCGGAGCCAGAAGAGCCUCCUGGAGGAUAAUCAGCAGCCUCGAACAGAAAGAAGAAAACAAAGGAGGCGAAGACAAACUAAAGAUGAUCCGCGAAUACAGGAAAACGGUUGAGAAAGAGCUGAAAUCAAUCUGCAAUGACAUUCUGGAUGUACUGGACAAGCAUCUCAUCUUAGCUGCUACCACGGGAGAAUCUAAGGUUUUCUACUACAAAAUGAAGGGAGAUUACCACAGGUACCUGGCAGAGUUUGCCACAGGCAACGACAGGAAGGAGGCAGCUGAGAACAGUUUGGUAGCGUACAAAGCUGCGAGUGACAUCGCCAUGAUCGAACUCCCCUCAACGCACCCCAUUCGUCUGGGGCUGGCCCUUAACUUUUCUGUUUUCUAUUAUGAAAUCCUCAACUCACCGGACCGUGCUUGCAGGUUGGCGAAGGAGGCAUUUGACAACGCCAUUGCAGAACUGGAUACGCUGAGUGAGGAAAGCUAUAAGGACUCUACGCUUAUCAUGCAGUUGCUACGUGACAACUUGACACUAUGGACCUCAGAUGUGCAGGGAGACGAUUCUUAAGGACAGCUAUCCUUCUCUCUUCUCCAUUAUAGAGAUGUAUUUUGUGAAGAACAGAACAAAGAAGCACUGCAAGAUGCGGAGGAUGAGGCCCAGUGAGACCGAACAACCCAAGACAAGCCCUCCUCCUCCUCCUCCACUUCUUCUUCCUCCUCCUCUCUUAACUCUCUCCUCCCAGCACUAUUUCCUGUCCCCAGGCACAGUUUUCAGCUGGGUUUACUCUGCAGCCCACUCUUUCUCUACCUUUCCCUCCAUUUCCACCCGUCUCUCACUUUUUCUCCUCGUAUGCACGUCAUCGCCCUCGUUUCCCACCCCGGGGUUUUUCCUCUUUUCAUUAAUUUUUUGUUUUUUUUUGUUUUUUUGCCAGCCUGUAUCCCUUUGUUUCACAUCCUCUUACACUGUUUAUUUUUGCUUUACUUUGCUGUUAUCAUCUGUUGCCAAGUACACUUGCCUGUAUUUGUAACACACGUGCAAGAGUUUAUUUAAAGAUGAUACUUUGUUGUUUUCCUGUGUGUGUGUUUAUGAUCAGUAUCUUGUCCGUGCUUCGUCAGUUGUCACAUUGAGGAAACACAACAGCGAUGGGAGGUUUAAAGGGAUGCGUCAAAGCUUUUAGGAAGAACUAAGUGCCCUCUUUACAUGUUUUGUGGUUACCGAACCUGCUUCUUCAACGCAUUUUUCUCCCCCCCCCCCGAUCUCCGAGCAUCACUUCGACCUCUCUCCUUGUCCACUCUUGGACCAAGUAUUGUGCUGCGAGGCUGUAGUGCUUUUGCUAAUGGCAGAUAGUUAGGUAAUGGCUUUUUAACAGACAAAAUGUGCAUAUGUGUGAGCGUGGGAGGGGAUUGCUCAACACUCUUUGAUUGUAAUGUAAUGCAGUUUUGCAUUGGCACUAUCUAAAAACAGUUUGGGAAAUAGAGGCCUGCUGAAUCUUUACUCCCUUGACUCUUUCAGGUUUCCUCUAUCCCCUUCUUCUCCUUUUCCUCCUUCUCCUCCUCCUUCUGUUCAGUAUGUGUAAAGUGAAUCUGAUUUGUACUACUGGAUAUUCUCACCGGAGCCACAAGUACCAUCUGUAUUCUUACUGAAACACAGCAUGGAAUUAACAUUAAACUUCAAAUUGAAAAUCA
Archocentrus centrarchus (flier cichlid) is the source of this 1996-nucleotide messenger RNA. RefSeq names its product 14-3-3 protein epsilon. The coding region runs from base 156 to 878 and encodes 240 amino acids. The transcript is spliced from 7 exons. Lineage: Eukaryota; Metazoa; Chordata; Actinopteri; Cichliformes; Cichlidae. The record is from RefSeq and is a predicted model, not a curated record.